CGAAAAUCACUCGACCUCUAUACACUACACUCGUCGUUAAAACUAGAAAACCCUAAAAUCAAUCCUUCCUCAACUUGAUAAUCAAAUCUCCUCCCUUAAAAGAAGGGAAGACAAAAUCCCAACAGUAUCUUGACUUUGUGAGAUAUGGACCGGAUCAGUGGACUAUCUGAUGAAACUCUGGCUAAGAUAUUAUCUUUUCUUCCGACGAAAGUUGCUGUAUCGACUAGCAUCCUGUCUAAGCGAUGGGAUCGUCUAUGGUUACUGGUGCCUAACCUUGAUUUCAAAGAUUUCAAUGGUUUCGAAGAUGACGAAGACAUUUUCAGUUGUUCAGAUGAUGAAGAAGACACUACUGAUAUCAAUCGUUCAAAGACUUCACGCCUUAGGUAUUAUCUCAACAAGAAUCUGCCAUUGCAUAAAGCUCCGACCAUAGAUAGCUUGCGUCUUAGUUUCUGUCGUAGAUCAGCUCGACAUGAGGACAUCGAAGAAUGGGUUGGAGUCGCAGUUUCUCGCUGCCUCCGUGAGCUAAGUAUCUACUAUUCUUCUCUCUCUGGCGACCCUGAUAUAGUGUUGCCGAGUAGUUUGUACACAUGCAAAUCGCUAGUGACUAUGAAACUUGAAGGAAUUUUGAUUCUUGUGGAUGUUCCAAGAAAGGGUCGUCUCCCUUCCUUGAAAACAUUGCAGAUUCGAAACGUGACAUACUCAAAGAAAAACACUCUUCAACGGCUUCUAUCCUUUUGCCCUGUUCUGGAAGAUUUGGCUAUUGAACAUGAUAGUAGGUAUGGGUUGGCUAUUAUCUCCCCGUCCUUGCAGAGGUUAUCCUUAAGGGUAGACCGUGAUUGUCGUUCUGAUGGGUAUGUGAUCGAUACUCCUUCUUUGAAGCAUUUGAUAGUUACUGAUCGCAGAAUCAGUUUUUCUUAUUCGAUUAAGCAUAUGCCAAAGCUGGAAGAGGCAAAGAUCGUUGUUGAGGAUGGUCUGAGCCAGUUUCUAGAAUCAAUCACAUCUGUCAAGCGUCUUUCGUUAACAGUGUUUCAAAACAAUCACGAAGAGUCUAUGUACCGUGCUGGUAUUGUAUUCGACCACCUUGAACAUCUGAAGUUCAGUAUAUGCGUGAGUUAUUGGUCGAAGUUACUUGUCAGGUUGCUCAAUGAUGCUCCUAAACUGCGAGUCCUUAAUCUCUCCGUUGGUCAUUUUUGGAAUGAGGGGUUUAGCUGGAGCAAUGAACGAAGCUCGGUUCCCAAAUGUUUGUUGAAGAGUCUUGAAACUUUCAAGUUUGCAGGGUACAAGGGAAAACUAGAAGAGAGAGAUUUCUUGAGUUUUCUCUUCAAAAAUGCUUGUUGCUUGAAGUCUCCAUCAAUCUUGAGCUGAUCAUGUUCUGUUCCACAAGAGAGAUUUGAUAAUGAUCAAAGAUGUUACGUUUAUGGAUGUUAGGUUUGUUUUGUCUUUCAAGAAUUAGGUAUUUAAUUAGAUGUGGAACUUUGCUUUCAGGCAACACGUGUGUCUUCUGACCAUGUGGUUAAUUCUAUGUUUUGGUUUUUAAUGUUUUAACUUACAAUUAGUAUGUAUGUGCCUUGCGACUUAAGUCUCUUACGAAA
Messenger RNA from Eutrema salsugineum, 1592 nucleotides. RefSeq names its product putative FBD-associated F-box protein At5g56700. Gene Ontology annotation, molecular function: protein binding. Lineage: Eukaryota; Viridiplantae; Streptophyta; Magnoliopsida; Brassicales; Brassicaceae. The transcript has 4 exons. Bases 145 to 1365 code for a protein of 406 amino acids. The record is from RefSeq and is a predicted model, not a curated record.